Molecule: messenger RNA, 4815 nt
Organism: Spirodela intermedia
Lineage: Eukaryota; Viridiplantae; Streptophyta; Magnoliopsida; Alismatales; Araceae
Source: the annotation of a GenBank genome assembly
AUGGAGGCCUUCCAGUCCCCCUGCUCCCUCCAGAUCCCCAGAAUGGAUGGGCUCCGGACAUGGCAGCGCCCGUCGGUGCUGCCGCCGCCGGGCUCUGGGUGCCGUCGCCGCUGCGGAUCCAGGUCCCGGUCCUUGGUCCUCGCCUCGGCUGUGGCAGCGCCGAAGAGGGAGACGGAUCCGAAGAAGCGGGUGGUGAUCACGGGGAUGGGGCUGGUGUCCGUGUUCGGUAACGACGUGGAUGCGUACUACGAGCGUCUGCUGGAGGGGGAGAGCGGGAUCGGCCUCAUCGACCGGUUCGAUGCUUCUAAGUUCCCGACCAGAUUCGCCGGACAGAUCAGGGGCUUCUCCUCCGAGGGUUACAUCGACGGUAAGAACGACCGCCGGCUCGACGACUGUCUCCGGUACUGCAUUGUCAGCGGCAAGAAGGCACUCGAGAGCGCUGGACUCCAUCUUGGAAGUCCUAACAUGGAAAAGGUGAUGCGUUGGUUCACGCCAUCCGCAUUUUUUGCAGUAUUAUUAUUAUUUCGGUCAUCUGUUUUGCUUGACGUGCACUUGUUUGUGCUCUGUAUGCAUGUCCUUUCCCUUCAGCCAUGUUCAUUUCUGAGUGGCCGCAUGUUUUGUUCAGAAUUUUCUGAAGUUUGUCAAGCUUGUGUUUAUAUCUGCAGCGACAUGUUAGAUAAGGUUGAUGUGUCCGUAUCGAAGGCAGGGGGAUUAUUACCUCGACGAAUGACACUUAUGACAAGUAGUUCAUUUAUAUUUGUAGAGGUGUACUUUUUCCAUUUUCACCUUUUUUUUAAUUUUUUCCAGUUCUUUAAAAUCCAAGGAUUGGACUGCCAUUAGAUCAGUUAUGGCACUCGUUCACAAAUUUCUACCCUAGUCUAACAAUGACAUGCAUUGCCAGAACCUCAACACUGACCAGAUUAUCUUGCCAUUUCAUUUGGUGAGCUUCAUGCUACUGCUAUAGUUUUCAUCAUCCUAUCAGCUAUUCUUCUUGCUGCAGAUACGCUUUAGUGGAUGCAACUAUUGUGCUUUAAAUUUCGUGCUAGAAAUCGAACCUGGACAGCAUAUUUUACUAUUUUUGAGUUUGUUCGAUAAACUUAAAGGCUUCAAAUCCGUUAUCUGUAAUGACGUUUUCUACUGCAUCCAUAUUCCCAGAAUUUGCUGGCUUCUGACUUGACCCAGAACUAGAACCUGAACAGCGGUCAUCAAUUUAUAUAUAUAAAUGGUAAUCUGUUUAGCAUUGCAAAAUAUUGAAGAUGGAUUUUAGGCUUUAGAUUGUGUGGAAAUCUGAUGCAGGGUAGAUUAUUUCCUGACGAAAAACAAUACCUUCAUAUUCUUAAAUAUUCAAGGUCAAUUUGGUUCAUGGAUGGAGAAUGACUUCAUACUUAAGUUGGAUCUGCGGUCUAUAUUCCAUGUGAUACAAUAAGACUGUCUAUUGAAAAACAUUUUUCCUGGGUGAUCAUUGUUUUGCACUAUCUUCAGUUCAUUCUCUUAUUACAUUUCUCUAAAGAUUUUUUUUUACUGGUGGAGCAUGUAUGAUAAGCUGUCAUGUUCCUCCAGAUCGACAAGGUGCGUGCUGGUGUGCUUGUGGGGACUGGCAUGGGUGGACUCACUGUCUUUUCUGAUGGGGUCCAGGCUCUUAUUGAAAAAGGGCACAAAAAAAUUACUCCAUUUUUCAUUCCAUACGCAAUAACAAACAUGGGUUCUGCAUUGCUCGCAAUGGAUAUUGGUUUCAUGGGUGCAAACUAUUCAAUUUCAACUGCUUGUGCGACGUCCAACUACUGUUUCUAUGCUGCUGCAAACCAUAUACGGCGGGGAGAGGCUGAUAUAAUGCUGGCCGGUGGAACUGAAGCUGCUAUUAUUCCUAUUGGCCUUGGGGGUUUUGUAGCAUGUAGGGCAUUAUCACAGAGAAAUGAUGACCCAAAGUCUGCAUCAAGGCCAUGGGACAAGGAGCGGGAUGGCUUUGUAAUGGGUGAAGGUGCCGGUAUUCUGGUGAGUUUUAUCUUAAUCUAGAACCACAUUCAUGGUGUAUUUUUGUGUUGGGUUAAUGAGUUUUGCUAAUGACAGCUGCCCCGUAUGUUUUUCUGAGUUUUUAAUCAAUUGAUUAUAUCCUCAAGUUACAACGUAUUGGCCUGUGGUCUGAUGUUGCUAUCUGACCAACAUGUUGUGGGGCUUGCUUUAGUGGCAGGAAUAUUUCCUUUUUCUUUUUAAAAUGGGUGUGGGAUAUGAAAGUUCUCCAGUUUUUGGGAAUUCCUUUGUGAAUUCACAUUUACAUAUUCUUCUAUGUUAACCUAUUGCUAAUCAGGAAGUUCGAUUUACAGUUCCUAUGGCUUAAGUAUGUUGAGAUUAUAUAGGAGUGGGUUGAAAUGAAAAUUAUUUUCUCCAAAGAUUUUAUUUUUGUGAGAGGUUUUUGUUGAUUGCCUGAGGAAUGUGUUGCAAAACAUUUCCUUUCUUUGGGGGUGAGGCAUCUUUUAGGAUAAUUUCAAAAGUUUCAUAUAUCAAUUAAAUGCUUUUGAGACUCGAAUUCCCACGUCUGUUAUUUUAUCCUUUGGUGGCUGGCAAUUGUUAUAAAUGCCCUUGAACUACGUCUUGGUUUUGCUGUCUUCUGGUAAUUUCUUUUACCCUCACAGGUUUCGGUUCAUAGGAGUAAGGUUGAACUUUAUGGGUUUUUGGUUUCUUAGCGAAUUCUUCUUUAAAUAUUCCGUAUAAAAAAUUUGAAGCUAGAAUAUCCAUGUUGUCACAACCAGUUAUUGUGAGUUGAUACGUGUAUUGAUGCUCCUCAAGUGUUCCUUUUUUUGAGAAUUUUUAUCGACAUUUCUUCUGUGGAAAGGUUUUGGAGAGCUUGGAGCAUGCAAUGAAACGGGAUGCACCGAUUAUUGCUGAAUACUUGGGUGGUGCUGUCAACUGUGAUGCAUACCAUAUGACUGACCCUAGAGCUGAUGGACUUGGGGUUUCAACUUGUAUUGAGAGAAGUCUUGAAGAUGCUGGGGUGGCCCCAGAGGAGGUAUUUCCCUUGCAUACACUUUACUUAUUUGAUGUUUGAAGUUUCUUAGAUGCCAUUUUUCGGGCAUUAGAUACUAUAAAAUAAAGUUAGAAGUGUUGAUGUGAGGCCUGUUGCAUGUCCGAAUUCCAGUCAUACAUAGUCGUGCAUUUCCCUGAAAUAAUUUUGUUCCUAGGAUGGAGAAAGUGUAACCUAUCGAUUUUUUAUUUUUUAUUUUUUACCUGGAUUUAUACUGUCGAUUGGCAUCGUGGGUUUUUGAUAUGAAAGUAAGCUAAUGCAUGUAAAUAACACCAGGUUAACUACAUAAAUGCACAUGCAACUUCUACAAUGGCGGGUGACCUGGCUGAGAUUAAUGCUAUUAAAAAGGUCUUCAAGAACACAUCAGAAAUCAAAAUCAAUGCCACCAAGGUGAAUCCGUUUUUUAACUUGUUGGCAUUUUUUUUCCAUGUCUUCAAAUAGGCGUUAUGGCGUUGACCCUCUCCGCCUGACUUUCUUUCCUUCUUUAGUCUAUGAUAGGCCAUUGUCUCGGUGCGGCAGGUGGCUUGGAGGCUAUUGCUACAGUGAAGGCCAUAAACACCGGGUGGCUUCAUCCUAGCAUAAACCAGUUUGUAAGUAUUAGAUCUCCUCGUAUUGUGGGACAACAGACUAUCAUGUCAGUGCAUAUUUGUUUUCAAUUGCAUAAUAUGUCCAUCUAAAAUGCCCAUUAAAUCUGCCAACGCAAAUAUAUUAAAUAACAGUCCUUUAUGAUCAUCGUAAUAGUGAUGCCGCAUGUAGCCUGGACCUGUUCAACUUGUUCCUCGUAGUAAGAUUGGUUGACUAGCCAGAUGACUGGUUCUCCUGAUGGCGAGAACAUCUAUACAAAGACUGGUUUUUGAUUAUCAUAUUGGAAGAAAUGAUUGGUUUCUCAGGAUCGUAAUUCGCAUUAGCUGAUCCGAUUUUACAAACCCUAUUGUUAUCUGAUCCGAUCCAAUCCAAUUUGGAAGUUCCUGUGGAUCAUCGCAUAAUAAGAUCACAAUCUUUGAUAUGAUCGGCCUCUCAGGAUUGGGAUUGUCAUUGGAUUAUCUGAUUUCUCGACCUGAUUGUUGGCCGAUCUGAUCCAAUUCGGGUGGGUCUGGGGAUCAAUAUUUAACUUCGUGAUUUUGAUACCGUUUAUUGUGUCGUUUUCGAUUCCAGAAUCCUGAACCAGCAGUUGAAUUCGAUACCGUAGCAAACAAAAAGCAGCAGCAUGAAGUGAACAUCGGUGAGUUUAUUAAUCUAUAGAAUUUUGCCCAGAUUGAUCUACAGAAUAGUUUAUCAAUGCUUUCUAGUAAUUUCCAAUCACCGUAUAUAUAUAUAUAAACAAAAUAUUGACUCACCCAGAUAGAUUUGACAUGUUAUCAUAUUCUUAUGCUCAGCACUUUUCCAAUCCCUGUAUGUACAAAUACCAACAAGUAAUUUGGUCACCCUGGUCAAUUUAUCGAAUUAUCUUGUUCUUUUGCUCUGAAAAAAAUAUCCAUAUACAUAUAAAAAAAGAAAUCAGCUCACCUUGAUCGAUUUAUAUAUCAUCUUUUUCUUCAUCUUUGUUGCAAUCUCUAAUAAUUUAUCUCUAAAUGUGUGGAAGUAAACAAAAAUCAGCUCACCCAGAUGGAUUUAUGUACAGAAAUGUCUAAUCAUCUUCCUAUCUCUGCAGCAAUCUCCAAAUAUCGUACUUAUUUAUAAAUAGAUGUAUAUAUUCAUCUAACCACCGUCGUCGUCCUGCUUGUGCAGCGAUCUCUAACUCGUUUGGUUUUGGCGGGCACAACUCGGUGGUCGUCUUCGCCCCAUUCAAGCCCUGA